AUGGCUGGUCCAUCAUGGAAAUGUCUACUCUCAGAAUUUAAAUCUAAAUAUAUUUACUCAAGUGAUGGGGGUACUGAGAGUGGUUCUAUCUAUAAGAAAUUGAUUAGGGAUGAAUUAUCAAAUUUAAUAGAAAUUAAACAGAGCAUUACGAAUCAAAGACCUAUCUCAAUUUCUGUUCAAAAUAAUGUAGACACGAAUAUUUCUUCAUUGUUUGAUGAGAGAAUAUUAAAACAAUUUAUUGGUUUUGUGAUGGGAAGAAUUAGAGUUAAAGAAAUUUAUUACUGUAACUUGUCAUAUAGUGACGAAUUGGUUCAAUUGUUUGAUUCGUAUGCAUUCUCAGAGUUGGAUUUUGAUUCAUUUGAAAUUAAAUUAGUUUUUGAAAUAAUUGGAGUAGGAGAAUAUGUUAUGAGAAGAAAUUUCUCAUUCGAUAUGGACUUUCUGGGAUAUAGCAGAUAUGUAAAGAACUUUUUCAUUUACAUUUCAACAUUGCAAGAUGAUUUGAAAAAUUUCCAAUCCAAUGAGAUUUUCAAUGUAAACGAGGAAGAAAGAGAACUGCCUCUUCAUGAUGCUUUUAUAUUUAGAAAAAGAAAGGAUCAAUACGAAACAAGUGGAGAAGAAUCAUUACUAAAGGCAUUGAACCAAAUAGUUCCUGAAUUGAAGCAAUAUGAUUUGAGUCCUUUGAAUUAUAUACCUAUAUGGUUAAUGAUUCUUGGAAAAGUUUUGUCGAAUUUUGGAUGUAAUAGACCAUUCAGAGAAGUAUUCAAAUGUUCCAACAAUUAUUCAAACCCACUAAUGAGAAACAUUCUUUCGCAUAGACUUGAAAAGAAGGUUAACAAGCUCUUAUCAGUUUUACAAAAACCAAUAUAUCAAAAAGUAAUUCAAUUAAUUGAGGAAUACGAUGUGGAGGAGAAUAAUACUGAAGCACUGAGUAAUGCAAUCACUGAGAUGGAGUAUAAUUUACCAAAAAGAGUUAGGAAAAUGGAUUUGUACACUUUCCAUAAUUCAUCAAUGGGUAAUAGAAUUCAAAAUGUUAAGAAUUUCUUUCAGUUAAUGAAUUACGAAAGAUUAAUGGAUUACUUUAUCAAAUAUGCAUGUGAUCCUUGA
Naegleria gruberi is the source of this 1104-nucleotide messenger RNA. RefSeq lists its product as uncharacterized. Lineage: Eukaryota; Heterolobosea; Eutetramitea; Acrasida; Naegleriidae. The transcript has a single exon. The record is from RefSeq and is a predicted model, not a curated record. The coding region runs from base 1 to 1104 and encodes 367 amino acids.